Molecule: messenger RNA, 915 nt
Organism: Astyanax mexicanus (Mexican tetra)
Lineage: Eukaryota; Metazoa; Chordata; Actinopteri; Characiformes; Acestrorhamphidae
Product: deleted in malignant brain tumors 1 protein-like
Exons: 4
Coding region: 1-915 (304 amino acids)
Cellular component (GO): membrane
Source: RefSeq, a predicted model, not a curated record
AUGAACAGCAGCACUGCAGAAAAUAUCAGGCUGGUGAGCGGAUCAGGUCGCUGCGAUGGCAGAGUGGAGAUCUCCAUUAAUGACCAGUGGGGAACAGUGUGUGAUGAUUCCUGGGACAUUAAUGAUGCGGAUGUGGUGUGCAGACAGAUGGGAUGUGGCCAAGCCAUCAGUGCCCCCAUCAGUGCCAGCUUUGGUCUAGGAAGUGGAACAAUAUAUCUGGAUGAUGUUGGUUGUUCUGGAAGUGAAACCACACUCACAAGUUGCUCAAAUAGAGGGAUUGGAGUACAUGACUGUGGUCCUAAGGAAGACGCCGGUGUUGUCUGCUCAGAAAAUGUCAGGCUGGUGAGCGGAUCAGGUCGCUGUGAUGGCAGAGUGGAGAUCUCCAUUAAUGACCAGUGGGGAACAGUGUGUGAUGAUCUCUGGGACAUUAAUGAUGGAGACGUGGUGUGCAGACAGAUGGGAUGUGGUCGAGCCGUCAGCACCCCUCAAAGUUCCAGAUUUGGUCCAGGAAGUGGAUCAAUAUUUCUGGAUGACGUUGUCUGUUCUGGAAGUGAAAGAUCUCUCACAAAAUGCUCUCAUAGAGGACUAGGAGUAAACAACUGUGAUCAUUCCAAAGAUGCUGGAGUUGUCUGCUCAUGUAAGAUCUGCUGUGCAGGAUUCCACCUCAUGCACACCUGCUCUCCUCAGGCUGGGGUGAGAGCUGCAGACACCAACAGAAAUUGUGGGCAAACCCCUCAGACAUACCAGCAGUUCCUAUGGGACCAGAGUAUGCACGGAGGCUCUAGGACCAAAUGGAGUCAGCUCAUGGGUUUGCUCAAGCUUCAGAAAGCAGGCACAAGACAGAAAAGGAACUAUGACCUUAGGGCCAAAGGAAAGGACCUUAGGGCCAGGGACUUGAUGUGUCUCAAGCUCUAG